Molecule: messenger RNA, 1623 nt
Organism: Malassezia japonica
Lineage: Eukaryota; Fungi; Basidiomycota; Malasseziomycetes; Malasseziales; Malasseziaceae
Exons: 2
Coding region: 1-1623 (540 amino acids)
Biological process (GO): signal transduction; regulation of G2/M transition of mitotic cell cycle; protein phosphorylation
Cellular component (GO): cyclin-dependent protein kinase holoenzyme complex; nucleus; cytoplasm
Molecular function (GO): cyclin-dependent protein serine/threonine kinase activity; ATP binding; cyclin binding
Source: RefSeq, a predicted model, not a curated record
AUGCCGUGGGAUCAAUGGCGGCAUGACCUGAACGACAAGUUUGAUCGUCUCGGCGAAGACAAGAUGAGCAAGCUGCGCGGAAACCGCUCGCAAAACUCGUCGUACGAGGAGCGUAUCGCAUCGUUCCGUAGCGGAGGGGGUGCGAGCGGCACGGUGGGCGGUGCUCCCCGCCCACGCAUGGUGCCUCCGCCGCCGCCCGGCGGGAGCAAGCCGGCGGGCUAUGCGGCGGCUGCCCCUGUGGCGGCUGCGGCUGCGCCUGAAGAGGAUGUGCCGCCGUAUGAGCCGCCGGCGAGCACGCACAUCGAGUUUUCGCGCUUUACGGAAAAAGACAAGCAGGCGUUCUUUGCCAUGCUCGACGAGUACUUUGCCAAGCGCACGGAUACGUCGGAUAUGUGGCUCGACGAUCCCUUUGAUGCCAAGAGCCUGCUGCCCGUCGGCCACGGCCUCUGCUCCCUCGUGCACAAGGCCCCGCUGGUCGUCCAGAGCGAUAUCGUAGAGCGCCACGGCGGCGUGCCCGGAUUCUUGUGCCUGAAGCAGGUCGACGUCGACGAGCAGAAUCCUCCUCACAAUGUCCAGCACGAACUCGACCUGAUGAAGCGCCUGCGGCACGAGAACCUCUCGGCCCUGCUUGCGGCGUUUACCGAGACCCCCGACUCUUUUACUACUGUAUAUUACCUUGCGAUGCCCUUGUACCCCGUCCUCCUUUCGGCUAUCCUGGACGACGAACGCUUCCACCCCGGCCUCGCGCCGUUUCCGGCCGCCGAUCAGCAGGACGAGGCGUGGCCCGCGCUGCUCCAAGGCCGUACACACGCCGGCUUUGUGCUGCAGUCGAUGCGCGAGCUCCUCAGCGCGGUCGCGUACCUGCACGCCGAAAAAGUCGCGCACCGCGACCUGAAGCCCGCGAAUGUCAUGCUCGGCGCCGACGGCCGCGUGCGCCUGAUCGACCUCGGCGUCGCCUGGUCAUCGGGCAUGCACGAGGCGGCACAGUUCGCCAACGAGCACAAAACCGACUUGCAGCUCGCGCGGAUCAGCGAGGUGGGCACCGGCGCGUACCGUGCACCGGAGCUCCUCUUUGCGCCGCAGCACGGCUACAAUGCGCUGCAGUCGGACAUGUGGUCGCUUGGUGUACUGAUUUCGAGCUUCUUUACGCGCCUCGAGCAGGUCCCAAGCGCCGACUACGACGACGAGGAGGACUGGAGCGAGUCGCACACCGGGUUCAAGCCGUGGGAGCAGGCGCUCUGGCCCAAGCCGCCGCUGCACACGCCGGGCACGCUGCGCCGGGCGGCGCGGAACGUGACGCGUCGCGCGACGCUCUUUGAUGCAUCGCGCGGCGAUAUCGGCUAUGCCGGCGACGUGUUCAGCGUGCUGGGCCUGCCGAGCGACGUGGCCGCCUGGCCGGAAGCCGCGCACUUUCAGCCACCGCUGCACCAGUUUCCGUUUGUGCCGCACGCCGGCACAAAAGACCUGCUGGGGCGCCUGCCGGAGCUCGCCGAGCUCGCGCGCGUGCCGUCCGACGAGGCCGCGGCGCUGCACGCUUUCAGCGUGGAAUGGCUGCCGCGCCUCGUGCAGCUCUCGGCGCGCGAGCGCCCGACGGCGCAGACGCUCCUGGACGCGCUAUGCUAG